AUGACGAAGAUAUAUGUUGUUUCUUAUGUAAUUCCAUUGCUGUUAGUCGUUCAACAAAUUAAUAGAAUUACAUGUUCUCUUCAACCAUAUACUAGUUACAAACAUUCAAUUGAACUUGAGAGUAAUGUCGUUAAUCUUUGGUGGACAAUUGAUGAAAUAAAACAAGAAAUUACUUUUGAAUUACAUAUUAAAACAAUAGGAUGGAUUGCUUUGGGUAUUAGUCCAGCUGGUGGAAUGAAAGGUGCUGAUAUUGGUCUUGGAUGGAUUGAUCAAUCAGGUCAAGUUCAUUUUCAAGAUCGAUAUGCGUAUAAUUUUUCGAGACCAAUAAUUGAUAAUACUACAAAAGAUUGGUUUGCAAUUCAAGGUCGCGAACAAAAUGGUUGGACAGCUAUUCAGUUCAAACGUUUUCUUGAUACUUGUGAUAGAAUGGAUGUUCCAAUUAAAUCUGGUACUAAUAUUCUUAUAUUUGCUUAUGGUCUUGAAGAUCCUGAUAUGUCUCAAUCAGAUGGUUUAAUAUAUUAUCAUGAAAAUCGACGAGGUUCACGCGUUAUUCCACUUCAAUCAUAUGGUAAUCCAUCACCAGAAAAAAAGUUUGCUGAUCUUGACUAUAUAGACUUUCAGUUUAAAGAUUAUAUUGUACCAGCAACUGAUACGACUUAUCAUUGUCAAGUCUACAAAGCACCAAGCAAUUUUUCACAACGAAGACAUGCAAUUGCAUAUAAAACAAUAAUUGAUUCAAAUAAUCGAGAUCUUGUUCAUCAUAUAGUGUUGUAUGAAUGUAAUACUAUAGCUAUGUUCGACGAUAACAAUUUACCAAUUGGUGUAUGUGAUGAGAUUUUUCAAAAUAUUACUGCAUGUAGUGCAAAUAUUGCUUGUAGUUGGGCUGUUGGUGGUGAUGAUAUAGUGGAAUUUCCAGAAAUUGCUGGAUAUCCAUUAGGUGGUGAUUUUGAGAUAAAAUAUUACAUGUUUCAAGUGCAUUAUAAUAAUCCAAAACAAAUAUCUAAUCGUCAUGAUAGUACAGGUUUUCGAUUUUAUCUUGGAAAAGAACGUCGUCAAUAUGAUCUUGGUUAUCUUACACUUGGUACAGAUUCAAGUCCCAACGGUAUUGCUAUUCCACCAGGAGUUGAUCGAUUUAUAAUUGACUCAUAUUGUCCAGCUGAGACUACAAAAGGUGGUAAAAGUACAAAAGAUGAAAUGUGUCGACAGAUAUUUGCUUAUUAUCCUCGUAUGAACGAUUUAUAUGUUUGUGUGACGAUCAAUUCGCAAGAAUCAUGGAAAAAAAUAAUAAAUAGUUCUGAAUCAUUAUUAAGUAUUGAAACACUUGAAAAAUGGUUAAAAGAACUGAAAUGGACACCGGAAUCAGUAGUUCAAUGGCAGAACUUUUUUAAUGAUGCUUCACGUCUCGUUGUAUAUGGUCGUACAGACAAUUAUAAAUUUAUAAAUCAAGAUAAAUUACCAGAAUAUAAAGAUUUGAAACCAUUAGAAUGUAAAAGAACGAUUUCGAAUUUGGCUAUUCGUCAAAACUUUUCAUUUAUUCUUUUCACAUUUACAUCAUUUUUUACAACAAUAAUCUCACGUUAUCUUUAA
Rotaria sp. Silwood2 is the source of this 1587-nucleotide messenger RNA. NCBI's taxonomy places the organism in Eukaryota, Metazoa, Rotifera, Eurotatoria, Philodinida, Philodinidae. The record is from the annotation of a GenBank genome assembly.